This is a messenger RNA of Arabis nemorensis, 1701 nucleotides long. Lineage: Eukaryota; Viridiplantae; Streptophyta; Magnoliopsida; Brassicales; Brassicaceae. The record is from the annotation of a GenBank genome assembly.
AUGAAGAGAUUCAACAAUGGCUUUUUUCACUUUGUGUUUUUUCUUAUUUGUCAUCCUUUUCUUCUGGGUUCAGGGCUUUGCAUGGAUCCUUUCUCCUACGUUCAGUCUCUUAAACCAGAGUGCCUCAUGGAGCCUCCACAAACUAACAAUACUGGAGAAGAAUUGAAGAUCAACGAAAACCGAGGAAACCAAAUAGUAAUAGAGAGGGUUGAUAUUCAGAAAGGGAACAUAUACAGCAUCUCUGCUUGGGUAAAGUUGAGAAAUGUCAGUGAAAGAAGAGUCAGAGUAACUUUGAGGGGCAAGAAUGUCAGAUACAUUGAUGGAGGCCAAGUUAUGGCGAAAAAUGGAUGCUGGUCUUUGCUUAAAGGCGGUUUUAUCGUCGAUGUCUCAGUCCCAUUCGACAUUUUCUUCAAGAGCGAUGGCUUAGCAGCCGCAGAGAUAUCUGUACAAAAUGUGAGGCUGAAACGGUUCAGCAAAACUCAGUGGAGGUUACAACAAGACCAAGUCGUUGAAAAGAUUCGGAAGAACAAAGUGAGAUUUCAAGUAAGUUUUCAGAACAAAAGUGCAGUAAAAGGAUCAGUGAUUUCCAUAAAACAGAACAAACCAUCUUUCCUUUUUGGUUGUGCUAUGAACUACCGAAUCUUGGAAAGUGACAGCUAUAGAGAAUGGUUUGUGUCGCGGUUUAGACUAACUUCCUUCACCAAUGAAAUGAAAUGGUAUACAAAUGAGGCAGUGAGAGGCCAAGAGAACUACACAUUGGCUGAUACAAUGAUGAAGAUUGCAGAGGAAAACGAGAUUCUAGUCAAAGGGCAUACGGUCUUGUGGGACGAUAAAAAUUGGCAGCCAAGUUGGGUUAAGGCGAUAACGGAUCCUGAAGAUCUGAAGAACGUGACUCAUAACAGGAUCAACUCGGUUAUGAAGAGAUAUAAAGGGAGAUUAAUUGGAUGGGAUGUGAUGAAUGAGAAUGUACAUUUCACCUACUUUGAGGAAAUGCUUGGGAAAAACGCUUCAGCUAUUGUCUUCUCUUUGGCAUCCAAGCUUGAACCUGACAUUCCGUUGUUCCUGAACGAGUUCAACACGGUAGAGUAUGCUAGAGAAAGAGUUGGGAGCCCGAUUAACGUCAAGAAUAGGAUGGAAGAGAUUGUUUCAUACCCAGGAAACAUGAAUAUCAAAGGUGGAAUUGGAGCACAAGCUCACUUUACUCCAAAUCAGCCCAACUUGGCUUACAUGAGAUCCGCAUUAGAUAUGUUAGGCUCUUUGGGUUUUCCGGUUUGGCUUACAGAGGUUGAUAUGCCCAAGUGCCCGGAUCAGGUUAAAUACAUGGAGGAGAUUCUGAGGGAAGCUUACUCGCAUCCUGCAGUCACAGGCAUAAUCAUAUAUGCGGGACCUGAGAUGUCCGGUUUCAACAAGCUAACUCUUGCCGACAAAGAUUUCAACAACACAGAAGCAGGGGAUCUCAUUGACAAGUUACUCCGAGAGUGGCAACAAGAACCUGCAGAGAUUCCUAUCCAAAGCCAUGAACAUAAUGACGAACAAGGAGAUCGAAUAAUCGGGUUUUCUCCAGAGAUUUCCUUACUGCAUGGAAAUUACACAGUGACUGUAACUAAUCCAUGGAUGAAGCACUUGUCUACAAACUUCAGCUUCGAGGUAACUAAGGAGAUGGGUCCUCUUCAACUGGUUCAAGUUAAAAUUGAUUCUUAA